Molecule: messenger RNA, 1203 nt
Organism: Amphibalanus amphitrite
Lineage: Eukaryota; Metazoa; Arthropoda; Thecostraca; Balanomorpha; Balanidae
Product: ubiquitin-conjugating enzyme E2-17 kDa-like
Exons: 5
Coding region: 143-652 (169 amino acids)
Biological process (GO): proteasome-mediated ubiquitin-dependent protein catabolic process; protein polyubiquitination; DNA repair
Cellular component (GO): HULC complex
Molecular function (GO): ubiquitin conjugating enzyme activity
Source: RefSeq, a predicted model, not a curated record
CAUAAGUAGAAAAUACUUGUAGUUGUUUAAUAUCUUAAAUAGAAAACCUACUUAUAUUGGUCUUUGUUCAGCAGUUGCCCGCACUUUGUUUCUUUUGGAUUGUCAGGUUUACACUUAAUUUAACAAACCAUAAUCAUCAGCAAUGACCACACCCUCCAGAAGGCGGCUGAUGAGGGACUUUAAAAGGUUACAGGAGGACCCUCCUCAAGGGGUUAGUGCUGCACCUUCAGACAACAACAUUAUGAUCUGGAAUGCUGUUAUUUUUGGACCUCACGAUACUCCGUUCGAAGACGGAACGUUCAAGCUGACCAUGGAGUUCACCGAGGAAUAUCCCAACAAGCCUCCUCUGGUGCGCUUCCUCUCCAAGAUGUUUCAUCCGAACGUGUACGCGGAUGGCGGCAUCUGCUUGGACAUACUCCAGAACAGAUGGAGUCCAACUUACGACGUAUCGGCUAUCUUGACAUCAAUCCAGUCGCUGUUGGACGAGCCGAACCCCAACUCUCCGGCCAACUCGCUGGCCGCGCAGCUUUACCAGGAGAACCGACGCGAGUACGAGAAACGCGUCGCUGCCAUCGUCGAGCAGUCGUGGCUGAACUUCUCCGAGGAGGAUGACGGUGGUGCCGGAGGUAGCGAAGAAGCACCAGCCACCUAGCAGCUACCCACCUCCUAGCCCCGUCUGUCCUGCUGUGAUGUGAGGCAGCGGUGGCGCCCGGCCGUGCGGCUGAUGAUCGCCUACAGUCGGAGGCGCGGCGGCGCUGGCCUCGGUAGCCCUGCGGCCCUGUUUGUUUACUAUAGGUUUAUGUCCAAUUUGGUACGCGCUAUGUAGCGCUCCUCGGUGAUUUGUCGCGCUUGUGACUAAGGCAGAGGCAGCUGCUCAUGGCCCGGGGUAGGGGGCGCUCCUGGCCGCCUUCUGGGCCGGGGUCGGAUGCGGAGAGUUGCUGCCCGCAAGGUGCGCCGGGAACCCCGCCCGGGGGUCGACGCGUAACUGGUCUUUGCCCGUGUUUGUGUCGCUCGGUUAUGAACGUGUCCUGCGAGUCAAUCGUCCGUUGGAACUUUUAAUCGUGCGAAUCUCGCCCUCUGCGCCGCGCACUCUCGUGUUUGCUAAGUCCGGCCCCAUUUCAAUCCUUCUCGUGGUCCCCUUCUAAUUCGAUUAACUACUUGUAAUGCACUCUUCGUGUCAUGGAAAUGCAUUGUCAAGCCUAA